AUGGUGGGGUCCGGAGGAAGCGGGAACGAGUCGUGGCGGGGCCGCUACUACCGCCUCGAGGAGGUGCAGAAGCACAACAACAGCCAGAGUGCCUGGUUCAUCCUGCACAACCGCAUCUACGACGUCACCAAGUUCCUCGAGGAGCACCCAGGAGGUGAAGAGGUCCUCAGAGAGCAGGCUGGGGGAGAUGCUACUGAGAACUUUGAAGAUGUUGGCCACUCCACAGAUGCAAGGGGACUGUCAGAGACAUUUAUUAUUGGGGAGCUUCAUCCGGAUGAUAGAUGGAAGCUUCAGAAACCAGCAGAAACUCUUAUUACCACUGUGCAGUCUGAUUCCAGUUCGUGGUCCAACUGGGUGAUCCCAGCAGUAGCAGCAAUUAUUGUGGCUCUGAUGUAUCGUUCCUACAUAUCGGAGUAAGCGCCUCAAGGAAAGCUAAUGCCAGAAGAGACUGACUCUGGAAAGAACAUAAGCAAGCCUCACCCACUACAUUUCUGAAAAAACCUGAUGUCUGAAGAAAAAUUCAUCUUUCUCAGAAAACUGAACAAUUCUUUUCUACUGUGCACUUUUCUGAAUGUUGCCUUCUUACUUGCUAUUCUUAAGUGAUUAAAAGGCAUCAUCUUUUUUAUAACAAUUUUAUUCUCUAAUGAAUUGAUAACUGUAUUCAUCUCUGUGCUAGAAUAUUUUGUAUGUAAUACCAUGAUUCUGGUUAUUUCUUUUUAAUCUGUAAUGGGUUUGUAGAACUUUUUUGCGUAUCAAUUACAGCUUUAAAUGACUACCAAAACCUUAUGUACAUUCGUCCAUGC
This is a messenger RNA of Tinamus guttatus (white-throated tinamou), 803 nucleotides long. It is a transcript of the gene CYB5A, whose product is annotated as cytochrome b5 type A. Gene Ontology annotation, cellular component: endoplasmic reticulum membrane; intracellular membrane-bounded organelle. Gene Ontology annotation, molecular function: heme binding. The record is from RefSeq and is a predicted model, not a curated record. NCBI's taxonomy places the organism in Eukaryota, Metazoa, Chordata, Aves, Tinamiformes, Tinamidae.